AUGGACCGUUACGGGCGGCGUUACGGGCGUGAUCCUCCUCGAUCUGAUUCAUUUUCUCGACUGCUUGGUGCUCCUACUCCUGUUGCGGAGGAGGAAAAGAAAGAAUCAGAAGGCGAAGAAGAAACUCAGGUUGAGAUGGAAGUAAUGCAUGAUAGAGGAUUGCAAGAAUUUGAAAUUAUUUUUGCAGAGGUGGACGAUCAACAAAGACCACCAGCAAAGGUGAACUUUGAGCUCGAAAUUAGCGAAAGGACGCUCGUUGAUCAUGACAGUGACAGUCAAACCGAGGGCUCUCGCAAAGGCGAAAUGGAAGUUGAAGAACAAGAAGAAUCAGUCGCGACCAUAAAACGCUCAGAACCUGCACCUGAUCCAGAAGCGGAGCCGGAGUCGGAUGAAGUAGCCGCGGCAUCAGAGGAUGAUUCAUUCGUUAAGAAUUGGGUGCAGAUACCGCUGCUUGGACGACCAUAUGAUGGUGAACUGGGGCAAGAAGGAGAUCUGGACUUUCAUCUGAGUGAAUUCAUGACGUCAUGCAAAGCGCCCCCACCGCUGGAGGCUGUUCCGACGGAAUGGGAUACAUUAAGUGAUAUAAAGAGCUUAUUGGACGGGUUUUCUCAAAAGCAGGGUCUGUUCGACAAAUUCGUUGCCGAAAUUCGCGAGCAUGGAGACAAUACAGAAUGA
Messenger RNA from Cooperia oncophora, 675 nucleotides. The record is from the annotation of a GenBank genome assembly. NCBI's taxonomy places the organism in Eukaryota, Metazoa, Nematoda, Chromadorea, Rhabditida, Trichostrongylidae.